Messenger RNA from Sitophilus oryzae (rice weevil), 866 nucleotides. RefSeq names its product ribonuclease kappa. The record is from RefSeq and is a predicted model, not a curated record. Gene Ontology annotation, molecular function: RNA endonuclease activity. The coding region runs from base 107 to 397 and encodes 96 amino acids. The transcript is spliced from 3 exons. Lineage: Eukaryota; Metazoa; Arthropoda; Insecta; Coleoptera; Curculionidae.
CAUCCCAUGACAUUUUCCGUCAAAAUUAUCACAUUUUUGUCAAUAAUCACAUGAUAGAUUUUUAAUAACUCCUAAAAAGUCUUAAAAUAAUUUAUAGUCUUUUAAAAUGGCCUGUUGUGGACCAAAAUUGUCUCUAUGCGGCCUGAUAAUCAGUGCUUGGGGUAUUGUGCAAUUGGCCCUUAUGGGAGUCUUCUAUUAUAUAGAAGCCGUAGCCCUGGCUGAGGACCUUCCAGAAGUCCACUCCUACGAGACCCUAGACGAUUUUUACAGCCAAAUGACCAGAGGCUAUCAGCAGAAUGCUUAUAACUGUUGGAUUGCUGCCUUACUUUAUCUGAUUACCAUGGCCAUAUCAGCACACCAGUUUUGGUUGAACAACAGAUCAUCUUUGAGCGUUUAAAAAGAAAUUUUAUCACAUAUUUGAACUCGACUGCAACAUUUGUCUUUUUUUUUAUGUACUGUAAAUAUGAAAGGUUUGUUAAGUGUUUUAAUAGUUUUCUGUUAAGUCUAAUGCUAUAAUUAAGUAGAUUUUUGCUAAAAUUCGGCAGUCGAGGUGGUAGUUCUGUAAAGUAUAACAGUAUUUUUAAAUUCUAUCAUUCCAAGCUAUAAAACAGUUCGAAUUGUCCUUAAAAACUUAUACAAAGUUAUAACAAGUUAUAUUAUAUACAGUGGUUUCUCAGUCAAUAUUAUAUACUUUACUGUAUUGUAUAAUUUUUUUAUUGUUUUUCUUAUUAAGCUAAAAAUUGUUAAACUUUUUACAUUUGGAAAUCACUGUUAUAUGGAAAAAAACAUACCAGGUAUUUUUAUUUAGUAUCAAGUGAAAUAAAAGCUAUUAUGUCUAUUUAUUAUGUAAAUAUAAUUUCAUUAAA